Molecule: messenger RNA, 3280 nt
Organism: Capra hircus (goat)
Lineage: Eukaryota; Metazoa; Chordata; Mammalia; Artiodactyla; Bovidae
Gene: SOX30
Product: SRY-box 30
Exons: 5
Coding region: 306-2609 (767 amino acids)
Biological process (GO): regulation of transcription by RNA polymerase II
Cellular component (GO): nucleus
Molecular function (GO): sequence-specific double-stranded DNA binding; DNA-binding transcription factor activity, RNA polymerase II-specific
Source: RefSeq, a predicted model, not a curated record
AGACAGGGAAAAUAGGCAGCACGUGUCACGGCCCAGGCCAUCAAGAGUGAUUCGAGGGCUCCGCACGAGAGGAGCGCGGAAGUCAGGAGGGGCCGGAGAACGCCCCUGUGAUUGGCGGGCUGGGGUACCAGAACGCUUGUGAUUGGGCGAGGCCAAGACCAAGGACUGCUUUUUGAACCGCGUAGGGUUCUGGGUAGCAAAGACCUUGGAAGGGUCUUAACUGAAAGGGGUAGGGGGAAGGUCGCCAACAAACGGCUGAGCUCACAAUCCGUCCUGGGACCAGGCCGGGGCGUCCCCCUCCCCCCAUGGAGAGAGCCAGGCCGGAGCAGCCGCUUCAGCAGCGCCAACUGCCACGGGCGACCCCGCCGCGCCCGCUGCGUCCUGCUCCGCCCUCGCUGCCCGUCGAGGGCGCCUCCUUCCGGGCAGCGGCCGCGGAGCCCUCUCCGUCGCCGCCCACCCCGUGCGCGGCCGCCAUUGCGACCGUCGCCUCGUCGUGUGGGGAACCCUCGGCGUUGAGCGUACAGCCAGCGGCACGACGGCUGCUGCAGGUGAAGCCGGAGCAGGUGUUACUGCUGCCACCCGGGCCACCACUGCCUCAGGCCCGGGAGGAAGGCGCCGCCACCUCUCCCGCGCAGGCGCGGCUGCUGCAGCUGAGGCCCGAGCUGCUCCUGCUGCCGCCGCCGCCCCCCGCAUCUGAGGGCGUCCCAUGCAGGCCUGAGUUGCACCCGUUGCAGCCCCGAGCGCUGCACGUUAAGGCGGAGAAGCAGGAGCCGGGACCCGGCUUGGAUCUGUUGGCUGGGCCUCGGAGGGCCGUUGAGGCCUGCUCUAAAACCUCCAGGACGGUGAAGGCAGAAGGCUCUGGGCCCCUCAACAGCCGCCGGGGGGACGAGAAGAAGGGCAAGUUGGAGGCGGAGGAGAUUGUGAGCUACGCAGCAAAAGGCGAAGAAGGCAAAAGCCUGGCAGCCCUCAGAGAAGGAGUCAUCAAAACGGAGGCGCCUGAGAGACUUCGAGAGGACUGCAGGCUCAGUACAGAGCCCGCGUCCAAUGGCCUGGCCCAUGGCAGCAAGGAUGUCAUCCUGACCCAGCCAUCCACUGCCUUUGGGCCACAUCAGCAAGACCUCAGGAUCCCUUUGACUCUUCACACCGUACCCCCUGGGGCCAGGAUCCAGUUUCAGGGACCACCACCUUCAGAGCUGAUACGAUUGACCAAGGUCCCGUUGACACCAGUGCCUAUUAAAAUGCAGUCCUUACUGGAGCCUUCUGUAAAAAUUGAAACCAAAGAUGUCCCGCUCACGGUGCUUCCCUCAGAUGCAGGAAUACCAGAUACUCCCUUCAGUAAGGACAGAAAUGGUCAUGUGAAGCGACCCAUGAAUGCAUUUAUGGUUUGGGCAAGAAUCCACCGGCCAGCACUAGCCAAAGCUAACCCAGCAGCCAACAAUGCAGAAAUCAGUGUCCAGCUCGGGUUAGAGUGGAACAAACUUAGUGAAGAACAAAAGAAACCCUAUUAUGAUGAAGCACAAAAGAUUAAAGAAAAGCACAGAGAGGAAUUUCCUGGUUGGGUUUAUCAACCUCGUCCAGGGAAGCGAAAACGCUUCCCUCUAAGCGUUUCCAAUGUAUUUUCUGGUACCACACAGAAUAUCAUCUCUACAAAUCCAACAACAAUUUAUCCUUAUCGCUCACCUACCUACUCUGUGGUAAUUCCCAGCCUACAGAACACCAUCACUCAUCCAGUUGGUGAAUCUCCACCGACCAUCCAGCUGCCCACACCUGCAGUCCAGCGUCCAAGCCCCAUCACACUUUUCCAGCCCAGCGUCUCCAGUACUGCCCAGGUGCCUGUCCAAGCUCCAAGUCUGCCCCUCCGUCCAGCACUCCCACCCCAGCGCUUUGCUGGGCCCUCCCAAACGGACACUCAUCGGCUGCAUUCUGGAGUCAAUCGCUCUGUGAAGAGACCCACUCCUGUUUCUCUGGAGAGCACCAACAGGAUUCCGACUAGUGCAAGUCCUGCCCAUUCCAGAUUUUCAACCUCAACCAUCCAACCUCCCAAGGAGUAUCCCAGCGUUUCCACUUGUCCCAGAAGUACUCCAAUUUCCCAGGCUCCUCCUAUUCCACACUCACAUGUCUACCAGCCCCCUCCCCUUGGCCAUCCAGCUGCACUGUUUGGGACACCACCAAGAUUCUCUUUUCAUCACCCUUACUUCCUACCUGGACCUCACUACUUCCCAUCAAGCACGUGCCCUUAUAGUCGGCCUCCCUUUGGCUAUGGAAAUUUUCCAAGUUCAAUGCCAGAAUGCCUUGGUUAUUAUGAAGACAGGUACCAAAAACAUGAGGCUAUGUUUUCAGCUUUAAAUAGAGACUAUCCUUUUAGAGACUACCCAGAUGAACGCGCUCACAACGAAGAUUCUCGAAGUUGUGAGAACAUGGAUGGGACUUCUUACUAUAAUAGUCAUAGCCACAGUGGGGAAGAAUACUUAAAUCCCAUGCCUCAGCUGGACAUUGGAGCCUUGGAGAAUGUCUUCACAGCCCCGACAUCAACUCCCUCUAGUAUCCAGCAAGUCAAUGUCACUGACAGUGAUGAGGAGGAAGAAGAAAAAGUGCUCAGGAAUUUAUAAUUUUAAAACAAAUAUGCACAGAAAAUAAACAUUUCUUAAAUAUAUUCUGGGUCACUUGGUGUGAGAAAAAAAAGCCUAGAAUGCUUUGCUGAGAGUUUUCAGCCAUGAUUUGAGUAGUCAAAACCAAAUGCAAUUUAUGCCUUCAUAAAGUUUUGAUUAGUGAAACUGGAGUCUGAUGUUUCAUCAUAAGAAUAUUUAAGAUAUGAAGUAGUUUAUUUUUAUGGCUGAAAUUUGCAUCAGCAUAUAUUAUCAUUACUUUAUCUUGGAAUGUGCAAAAUACUGAAUCCUCACAAUUAUAUGUGAGAGGAAAGGGAGUGUAUAAUUUGUCUUAAGUGUGAUUUGUAUUUUAUCUCAGGAUGCAUUUAUUUUUCUUUAUAUGAUUUUUUGGUUUGGUGUUUAUGUAAUAGUUACAAAUAUUUCAGUUUUUAUGUAACAUUUUGAAAAUAUUUUGAUAACUUUUAGUAGUAAAUUGGGACUCAGUUACUAAAUUUAAUUUACACUAAUAGCCAAUUAUAAGUUGCAAAUGUGUUUUAAUGGAACCUGAGUAAUUCCUUCAGCUAAAUUAGCCAUUUCUGUUCCUAAACAUUUUUAUCAUCUUUUUUGGAUAUAUUUCCAUUUGGUGUGCAUUGUUCUACUUUUGUUAUAAUUAAAUAAACAUAGAGAAAAUUGUU